Molecule: messenger RNA, 839 nt
Organism: Dioscorea cayenensis subsp. rotundata (Guinea yam)
Lineage: Eukaryota; Viridiplantae; Streptophyta; Magnoliopsida; Dioscoreales; Dioscoreaceae
Exons: 1
Coding region: 203-637 (144 amino acids)
Source: RefSeq, a predicted model, not a curated record
ACCACUCCCCAUCACCUCCUUUCUUUUAUCUUUCUUUAUAUCAUCUUCUCAUCUUUAUAUAUAUAUAUAUAUAUAUACACACACACACUCACACACAUACAUAUAUUAUAGAGAAAAGUAGGUUAUAUUAAUUUGAGAGAAAAAGAGGGUGAUAUCUCUGAUCAUUUGUGAAGUCCUCUCUAUAUUUUGUGAUACUGUGAAGAUGGCAGAGAGAAGGUGCAAGAGGCAUCCAGAACAUAAACAAACAAAAGGAGUAUGUCCAAACUGUCUAAGAGAAAGAUUGGAUCAGCUUUCAGCUUCAUCUUCAUUAGAUGCUUGUUCUACCAGUUCAUCAUCAUCAUCUAUGUCAAGUAGUGUGUCUGAGUCACCAAAGAGACAGCAAGAGACUCUUAGGAAAAGUAGGUCCUUGGCUUCAGUUAUAGGGGAGGAGGUGAAGGAGGAGUUGAGAGAAAAGAGGAAGAGUGAGAUGAAGAUGAUGAAGAAUAAGGAGAAGAAGAAGAAGAAGGAGAGGUUUUGGGCAAAGUUGAUUAGUGGUGGGAAGAGGAGAGAUGGACAUGAAGAUGGUGAUGUUUCUUUGAAGCAUUCAAAGACUUUGAAGGAGAAGUCUUCUUCAAGUUUUUGGCUUAUUUUCUCUUAAUUUUUAUUUUUAGUUUUUUAUUGGUUGGGUUGAUUCUUUCUGGAUGUUAAAUACAUGUUUUGGUUUACUGAAUACCUUGUGUAGUUUUCUUUUCCAUAUUUUAAAUGAAUAUGGAUAAUUAGUUAAGGAAGUGCAUGCAUUUGGUUAAACUUUGUAUGGGUUGUGUUGGGAUUUGGUUUGUAUAUAUAUUAUGUUUUUUUUA